Messenger RNA from Rubroshorea leprosula, 4732 nucleotides. The record is from the annotation of a GenBank genome assembly. Lineage: Eukaryota; Viridiplantae; Streptophyta; Magnoliopsida; Malvales; Dipterocarpaceae.
ACGUCAAGCUCUGAUUAUCUUGCUUGGCAUGCCACGUGGGUUCCUCAAUGGAUCCUAUAAAUACCCCCCACGGCCACAUCAAAAGGACCCAUCUCGAGGCUUUGUAGGUCAAUCCGGAGUGCAGAUACGGACUGAAGAAGGACUUCUGGUUUGGUGCAAUUACAUUGGCGCCGUCUGUGGGAAACGAACUAAAAGCUCCCUUGUUGCUCUCUCAUCAUGGUUAACACUUGAUCAGUCCGAGCUGGAAACUCAUCUCAGCCUUUUGGACGAGGCCAGGUCCCCAGCUCAUAACUCAGCCUCUACUGCCAACCAAGACGUAGUUGCAGCUCAGUUUGCUGCCAUGCAACAACAGUUUGGCAUCUUUCAGCUAGUUCUGGCUCAACUAUUAGCUCGGAACAAUCCUAGUGACCCAUUCAUCAACCUACUUAAUCCUACUCCACAACCCCCGCCCCCACAACAAAACCCUGAACCAAUUCAGCAUGUUCCUGCUCUUAGUGAAUCUCAGGGCCAAUCUCACAUCGCACGAGCUCAGCAACCCCUCCCUGAUGAUGUCACUCGACAUCUAGACAACCUAGAAAAGCUAGUAGUUGAUCUACCUCCGAGCUCAAUCAGCUCUUAUAUAGAAAUGGCAUCUGCUUUUGCCACAAAGUUUUCCAGUAGAAGGUUGAUCAGGAAAACCACUUCUAAGCUGAUGCGAGUUAGGCAGAGGGAUGGAGAAUCUUUGAAGAAUUUUAUGAGCAAAUUCAAUGAUGCAGUACUGGAGGUUAGCUCUUUCGACCAGGUUGUGGGAAUUACAACUGUGAUCUCAGGUCUUAGCCAUGAGAGAUUCAGAGAUAGUCUGCUCAAACAUCCUGCCACCACCUUCAGCGAGGUAAAUGAUAGAUCAUUGAAAUUCAUAACUGCUGAGGAAUAUGCCUUGUCGCAGAAACCAACCCCCUCUAAGAACCAAAACCUAAACUGGAGAGAUGAGAAUCCAAGCAGGAAACGGAUGAGGAUAGCACAGAACCGAGGUCCGAUGUCGACUUCCGCACCGAGAUUCGGAAGGCGGAACUCUACACCCCCACAACAGUCUGAAGGUAAGCCUCGAGUUAAUUGGACUCCUUUUAAUUUGCCGAGGUCACAAAUCUUCAUGCAGAUCAAGAAUAAGAUGGAUUUACGGCGUCCUAACCUAAUGAGAACUGCUGUUGCUAGCCGAGAUCAUACUAGAUAUUGUGAUUUUCAUCAAGAUCACAGUCAUACAAUAGAGCAAUGCAACAGCUUGAGGUCCAAGCUGGAAAGUCUUGCCCAGAAGGGACUAUUGAAUGAGUACAUUCAGAGCGUUGAACAGCCAAGAUUUGUCAGAGAACAAGGGCCACAGCCUCAAAGAGUCUGUAACCCACAAAACCGGCAAGUCGUCACACCUCACAAUGACCCUCUAGUCACUUCUGUCAUGAUUAACAAUUGUGAGGUGCAGCGUGUCCUUGUUGACACAGGGAGUGCACCAGACAUCAUGUACUUCCAUUGCUUUGAGAGUCUUGGCUUGGAUCCAGCUUUGUUGCAACGGUAUGAUGGUCCAAUCUACGGAUUCAACAACCAACCAAUUCUGGUUGAAGGAGUCCUAACCAUGAAUGUUGCAUUUGGAAGUGGCCGAAAUCAUGUGACCCUUUCAGUUAGGUUUCUAGUAGUUAAGAUGGCGUCCUCUUUCAACGUUGUUAUUGGUCGACCCACACUGACUGAAAUCCGAGCUGUAGUCUCCCAGUCUCACCUAUGCAUGAAGUUCCCAACUCCUAUGGGAACAGCAAUGCUACGAGGCAACCAGGAGGUGGCCAGACAUUGCUAUAUCACCUCGGUCACACAACCUCAGAAGGGCAAAGAUCAAACACCCAAGGCUAAUCCCAAACAGAUUCUUGAUAAUCAGCAAGUUAUGGGUGUUGAAAUAAUAGAUAACCGACUAAAAGAUGAAACCAGAGCUGCUCCAGUCGAAGAUGUUGAAGAAGAAAGAGCAGCGUUAAUAGCUUUUCUCCGAGCUAACAAUGAUGUCUUCACGUGGACUUUGGCAGACAUGCCAGGAAUCCCAAAUUCGGUGUCUCAACAUAAGCUCAGUACCAAUCCAUUGAAGAAACCAGUGGCCCAAAAGCGACAUCUCUUCGGGGGGGAGAGGCUUCAGGCUAUAAAAGAAGAGGUAGAGAAACUUCUACAAGUUGGUUUCGUAAGAAAAGUUGAUUAUUGCAAAUGGGUGGCUAACCUUGUCCUGGUGAAGAAGGCAAAUGGUAAAUGGCGGAUGUGCAUUGAUUACACAAAUCUUAACCAAGCCUACCCCAAGGAUUGUUGUCCGAUGCCAAGCAUUAACAAAUUGGUUGAAACGGCUUCAGGUAAUGAGAGGUUAAGUCUCUUGGAUGCAUAUUCUGGGUAUCACCAAGUGCCGAUGGCUUCAGAAGAUGAAAAGAAAACGUCUUUCUAUGCUGGUGACGAAAUCUAUUGCUACAUAAUGAUGCCAUUUGGCUUAAAAAACGCAUGCGCUACUUAUCAGAAGAUGAGCCUGAAAGUAGAAGACCACCUAGCUGAUCUUGGCGAAACUUUCAACAACCUCCGAAAGAACAGAAUGCGGUUAAACCCAACCAAAUGCAUCUUUGGCGUGGAGUUUGGAAAGUUUCUGGGUUUCAUGGUGUCCAGAAGAGGGAUUGAGAUCAACCCAGAAAAGAUCAGAGCAAUUGCCGAGAUGGAACCGCCGAACUCGCCACCCCUACUGACUAAGGCCGCAGAUGGGGGGAUUCUCUAUUUGUAUCUGGGAAUUUCAGAUGAAGCCAUUAGUUCGGUUCUGGUGAAAAAAGAAGCCAAGCAGCAAAAACCAAUCUAUUAUAUCAGCAGCGUACUGCAUGGUGUAGAAUUGAGAUAUCCUAUUGUUGAGAAAGCAGCAUUAGCAGUUGUCACUUCAGCCAGGAAGCUGAGGCCAUAUUUCCAGUCACACCCAAUCAUUAUACUUACAGACCAACCUCUUCGACAGAUUCUGCAGAAGCCAGAGUGCUCUGGAAGAUUAAUUAAUGAACAUGCCUUGAAAUUUAACUUCGAUGCAACAAACAACAUGGCUGAGUACGAAGCUCUGCUACUUGGUCUACAACUAGCAUUGGAGUUGAAAAUUAGCGCGAUCCAGGUAUACAGUGACUCCCAGCUGGUGGUGAACCAAAUCAACUUAAUCUACAAAGUCGUUGAUCUUGUGAUGGUGAAAUAUGUAGCCCUGGUGGCCGAGUUGAAGUGCAAAUUUCAGAAAUUCUAUCUGAACAAAAUCCCUCGAACUGAGAAUGAACAAGCAGAUUCACUCUCAAAGUUUGCCUCUGAUAGCUAUUUAAGUUCCAGAUCAGUUUUUAUGGAGGUCUUAGAUGAACCAAGCUUCUUGAAACCACGGAUGAUGGAGAUCAGCACAGACCCAGACAUGCCGAGUUGGACUAACUCAAUUAUCUCCUUCUUACGAGAUGGGAUAGUACCUGAGAGCAAGCAGGAUGCACUGAAGUUGAGGAAGAAAGCAUUUCGUUACACACUCAUUGAUGGGGUCCUCUAUAAGAGAUCUUUCUCACUCCCUCUUCUACAGUGCUUAAAUCUCUACGAAGCUGAGUAUGCACUUCGAGAGGUAUAUGAGGGUGUUUGCGGGAGCCACGUUGGUGCUAGAACUCUGGCUCACAAAGUCUUAAGGCAGGGAUAUUAUUGGCCAAACAUGUACAAAGAUGCCACUCACUUCGUUCAGAAAUGCCCAAAAUGCCAAUUCUUUGCACAUCUGACUCACCAACCAGCAGAAGAGCUCACAAACUUGAUAGCACCAUGGCCAUUUGCUCAGUGGGGAUUGGAUCUUCUGGGCCCAUUCAUGAAAGGGGUUGGUGGCAUAACCCAUUUGAUUGUCGGUGUGGAUUAUUUCACAAAAUGGGCUGAAGCUUGGCCAUUAUCCAGUCUUACCUCUAAGAAGGUCGAAGACUUUGUUUUCAGCUCGAUCAUUUGCAGAUAUGGGAUCCCAAAUCAGAUUGUGGCUGAUAAUAGAACACAAUUCAACUGCACUUCUUUUCGAGAUUUUUGUUCCAGCUACGGGAUCAAAUUGCAGUUCACCUCAGUUUACCAUCCGGAGUCAAAUGACGAGCUCAACAACGUCCUAUGGGCAUAUAGAACAACGAGUAGAACUGCCACAGGUGAAACACCCUACCACUUGGCCUUUGGCACUGAAGCAGUUAUUCCUAUUGAAAUAGGAGUCCCAAGCUUUUGGGUCACCCAUUUCGAUGAAAAACAAAAUGGGCAGCUGCUUCGGGAGAACCUUGAUCUACUUGAUAAAGUCAGAGAAGAAGCACGGCUUCGAACUCUAGUUUACAAGCAGAAAAUAGCCAACUUCUACAAUAAACGAGUUUGUCCUCGAACAUUUAAAGUAGGAGACCUCGUUCUCAGAAAGGCUAGCCUAACAGGGUUUGAAACUCGUUUUGGCAAACUGGCCCCAACUUGGGAAGGCCCUUAUACGGUGGUCGAAGUGCCAUAUCCUGGUGCCUAUGUCCUCCAAGACGCUGAGGGGAAGAUAGUUCCUAGAGUCUGAAAUAUCAAUAACUUAAAGAAAUUUUAUCCAUAAUAAAAUUCUUUCAAGUGAUCUAUGUCUUACUAAUUCUUUACAUUACUUACUUCGUGAUCGUUGAGAUUCAUUUCAUCUCUUAUUCUAUGUAUCCGAGGUCAAUCAGUUCAUUCAUUCCUUGAAUUUCACUCCUAUUAAUGAAUACCACUUCACAUA